Thecamonas trahens ATCC 50062 is the source of this 589-nucleotide messenger RNA. RefSeq lists its product as uncharacterized. The transcript has a single exon. The record is from RefSeq and is a predicted model, not a curated record. NCBI's taxonomy places the organism in Eukaryota, Apusomonadida, Apusomonadidae. The coding region runs from base 106 to 465 and encodes 119 amino acids.
GGCGGGGCUGACGGCGACGUCGCACCGGGUCGCACCGGUGACGUCGUCGGUUAGCUGUGGGUAGCGCGGGCGAGGCGACGCCAAGUCGACCGUGCACGCACUCCGAUGGACACGAAAGACGAGCAUGGAGGUGUUGGGCCAGGUGGAUUUGGCAAAGACUGGCUCACCAUCGCCACCGGCGGUCGCGAGAGGAAUGCUGGUACAUUGCCACAUGCGGUGGCCCUGACGGUCGCGCUCGCUGAUGGCAAAGAUGAUAUGGAGCUCGCCGUCUUGGGAGAUGACGUCGCCGGACGAGAGCAUGGAGACACGAUCAAGGUAUGCGUUGCCGAGCUCGGCCACCUCGGGCUGCAGUUGUUCAAAGCCCGACGCGUCCAGGAUCUUGAGAUGCGGCAGCGCGGCGAUGACCUCCGGCACGGUGUUCCCCGAGUGGAGGGAGCAGUGACUUGUGUCAAGCUCCUCGAGUAGGGGCGCUUGGGUCGGAAGCGCGGUGAGCGCGAUGGCAUCGAUUUGUGUAUGCGCCAGCUUCAGGCACUUGAGAUGCUUGCGGAAGAGACGGCAGGUGAGAAUCUCGGUAAAGAAGAUAAAGUCG